Molecule: messenger RNA, 963 nt
Organism: Sclerotinia sclerotiorum 1980 UF-70
Lineage: Eukaryota; Fungi; Ascomycota; Leotiomycetes; Helotiales; Sclerotiniaceae
Exons: 2
Coding region: 1-963 (320 amino acids)
Biological process (GO): dehydro-D-arabinono-1,4-lactone biosynthetic process
Cellular component (GO): cytosol
Molecular function (GO): D-arabinose 1-dehydrogenase [NAD(P)+] activity
Source: RefSeq, a predicted model, not a curated record
AUGCCUUUGAUACGUCUCCGCCGCGCCCUCCAACAACCGCAAAUCCUCACCAAUCACCCCCGCUCCAGCUACUACCUCAUAACGAAAUGCGGACGUAUCGGCGGUUCUGAAUUCGACUACUCCCCGUCCUGGAUCAAACAUUCUAUUUCGCGCUCCCUCACCCGCCUCCACACCUCCUACCUCGACGUUGUCUACCUCCACGACGUCGAAUUUGUUUCUCCCCCCGAAGUCCUUGAAGCCAUAAACUGUCUGCGCGAGCUCCAAGCCCAGGGGACAAUCCACUAUAUCGGUAUCUCGGGGUAUCCUGUCCCAGUCCUCUGUUCCCUCGCCGAAAUGAUUCUGCGCGAGACGGGUAGACCUUUAGAUUGCGUGAUGAGUUAUGCAAACUUUACGAUUCAAAAUCACUCUCUCUAUACCACCGGGCUUUCCCGUUUACGCAAAGCAGGCGUGGAUUGUGUGCCCAAUGCUUCGGUGUUGGGAAUGGGGCUCCUGCGCAGCUCAGGCGUUCCGGAUAAUGGAAAGGAAGAUUGGCAUCCGGCGCCCAAGGAACUACGUUCUUGUGUUCAGAAGGCUGCGCGAUGGGUAGAGGAACGCGGGGAGAGAUUGGAGGUGGUGGCUAUACGAUGGGCUCUUGAACGCUGGGCCCUCGACGGCAAAGUCAGUUCUGAACCCAUUGGUGUAUCUGUAAUGGGUGUGAGCAAUAUUGGAGAGUUUGAGGAAACGCUCCGGGUGUGGAAUAGCGUAUUAGAUGGAAUUGAUAUACCCGGACGGCAAGUGACGGAAGCAAAAAAACAGUGGAGUUUAGACAGGAGAGCAGAGAGUCAAGAGUUAUCGGAAGGGAUUAGGAAAAUCCUGGGAGAGUAUUGUGAUUAUGCAUGGGCGAGUCCCGAUGAGGGAUAUGUGAACAAAAGGGUUGUUAAGGGGGUUAUAGACGAGGUUGCUCCAUUGCCGAAGGCAGAGUGA